GCCAAACAGGUUUUCAAAUUCCAUCCACAAAUUCUUGUGCUCGGGGCCCAGUGCAUCUCGUAGGCCAUUUUCUGCACCACCGGAACUGACGGCCCAAGAAAAUCCCUACGCCUCCAAAUUCAAGCCUUUUCUUUACUCUCUGUCCUCUGCCCACCAGACCACAACAGUUCUCCGCCGCGACGACUAGCCGGCAGGCGACGACGACGACGAGCAGCGUCAGCCAGAUCCGACGAGAUGGCGGCCAAGGCGAUCUCCAGCCCCGUGCCGGUGGAAUGGUACCCGACGCUGGCCGUCGUCAUGGUCUCCGUCGGCCUCAUGCUCACCGCAUCCUUCUUCAUUUAUGAAGCCACGACUUCAAGGCGGAACCGUAGUUUAACCAAGGAGAUUGUCACAGCGUCCAUUGCUUCUGUCUUCCUGGGCUUUGGUUCUCUGUUCGUGCUCCUUGCAAGCGGUGUUUAUGUCUGAUGAUCGGCUGUGCAAGCUUUUUGUUUGUGUAGCUAGGAUAUGCCAAGUUCUAAAAGCAUUAAUAUUGUGCUGUUCCUGGAGAAUAUGCAGUAGUACUAUGGAGAUGUUUUAGUUAAAAGGGCGAGUGUGGUGAAAACUCUCUGAUUAUUACCAUGCCAUCAGAUCACAAUGUCACUUGCUGCUUCUUCUACAUAACAUUUUUCCCUACUUGUGCCUAUGAAUUUUUUAUAUUGUUGAAAGUUGAGACCAA
Messenger RNA from Triticum aestivum (bread wheat), 715 nucleotides. Its product is annotated as transmembrane protein 258. Gene Ontology annotation, cellular component: oligosaccharyltransferase complex. NCBI's taxonomy places the organism in Eukaryota, Viridiplantae, Streptophyta, Magnoliopsida, Poales, Poaceae. The coding region runs from base 235 to 465 and encodes 76 amino acids. The record is from RefSeq and is a predicted model, not a curated record. The transcript is spliced from 4 exons.